Messenger RNA from Ananas comosus (pineapple), 6096 nucleotides. Its product is annotated as 1-phosphatidylinositol-3-phosphate 5-kinase FAB1B-like. The coding region runs from base 534 to 5798 and encodes 1754 amino acids. The record is from RefSeq and is a predicted model, not a curated record. The transcript is spliced from 11 exons. Gene Ontology annotation, molecular function: ATP binding; 1-phosphatidylinositol-3-phosphate 5-kinase activity; metal ion binding. Lineage: Eukaryota; Viridiplantae; Streptophyta; Magnoliopsida; Poales; Bromeliaceae. Gene Ontology annotation, cellular component: endosome membrane. Gene Ontology annotation, biological process: phosphatidylinositol phosphate biosynthetic process.
UUUCCGCUUAUUCUGUUCUAAAUUCUCAUUUCAAGGGUCUUAAUUUUUUCCGUAAAAAAAGAGAAAAAAGGGGGAAAAAAAAAGGAGGAAAAUUGUGGGAUUCUUCAAUGGGCACAAAUUGAGAUUGUUCUAAUUUCGCCGAAUUGUUCGGAUUUUGGUCGAAUCGGCGGAACGGAAGGUAAUUUGGGUUUUGUUCAUGCACAUCAACUGUUUGAUGCUGGGUCUAUAUGAAUGAUGUGCUUAUUUUUUAUUUUUUGGGUAUAUUCAUCAUUUAUUAUUGAGUUGGUGGAAUGUGAAAUCAAAGGAAAUUGGCCCAAAAGAGUUGAUAAAAAUUGUAAUUUGGUGGAAAUAUGAUGCUGGUUACUAGAAAUUUUGGUAUAAUGUUCAUCAAAAUGUCGCCUUGUGCAAGUUUCUCAACCUCAAAUUGGUGCAAUUUGAUUCUUGCUUGGGCUUUUGCUGUAUCGUCUUCAUUUGGUGUGAGGGAGAUGAUGGGAAUUUAAAGUAAUGUGUUUUUUUUGAAGGCUCCAUCUUUGAUGGAAAGCCUUGAUAGAGCAUUCUCUGUUUUAAUUAGUACAUUGAGGUCAUGGAUGCCUCGUCGAUCCGAACCGUCCAAUGUGUCGACGGACUUCUGGAUGCCCGACCACAGCUGCCGGGUUUGCUACGAGUGCGAUGCCCAGUUCACUCUCUUCAACCGGAGGCACCAUUGCCGCCACUGCGGGCGGAUUUUUUGCGGGAAGUGCACGGCAAACUCUGUCCCAGUUUUGUGUUAUAAGGAUCCAAAGGGUAGGAGGGAAGAGGUGGAGAGGAUCAGGGUUUGCAACUUCUGCUUUAAGAGAUGGGAGCAAGAGAUGUCGGCAAUUCAGAAGGGAAUUGUGGAUUGUGUUAGUCCUUCACUUUCUGCAUUGAGUUUGGAUAGUACAAAGUCCACCGGCCCUAGCACCAUUCUUGGGUCUCACUUAAUUAGAGGUUAUGAGAAUGUGCCACACAUUUCUGGCUCUAGUCCUGAUCUAUCUUGUGAGGUCAAACAUUGUCUCGGUAAGCAGGUUGCCAUUGAGGGAAAAGAUUCUACCUCUUUGGAUCAAUUCGUCUAUUGCAUGAACAGGAGUGAAUAUGAUGAUAAUUAUGGAGAGUGUGAAGUGUACAAUUCUGAUUUCGAAGCACGGUAUUUCCAGCAAGUUAAUGACUACUAUAAUCAAGUGGAAUUUUAUGACCUCGACCCAUGUUACGAGACUAUCAUAAAGCAUAGUUCUGAGGAAAAUAUAGUCUCCAAUGAGAUUUCCUCUCCAUUAAAUGACACAGAAUUUAGCAGCCCUCUAGCUGAUGACAACAAGUUUGAGGAUGAAGUUGAAUCCGUUAAUAACUACUCUUGUGAUGCUUCCUCUUCCAUAUAUGGAGCGGAAUGUCCGGAUCUGGAGCCUAUUGACUAUGAGAAUAAUGGACUUAUAUGGCUUCCUCCCGAGCCGGAAGAUGAAGAAGAUGAGAGAGAAGUUAUUCUAUCUGACGAUGAUGAUAAUGACGAUAAUGCAGGAGAGUGGGGUCGUCUUUGUCCAGCAAAUAGCUUUGGCAGUGAAGAAAUUAGUGAUCGAGAUCGAUCUAGCGAAGAAAAUACGAAGGCGAUGAAAAAUGUUGUAUAUGGGCAUUUUAGGGCUUUGAUAGCUCAAUUAUUACAAGUUGAGAACAUGUCCAUCGGUGAAGAAGAUGAGAAGGGAAGUUGGUUGGAGAUUAUCUCGUCUUUAUCCUGGGAAGCUGCAAAUUUCCUCAAGCCAGAUAUGAGUACGGGUGGCGGAAUGGAUCCUGGCGGUUAUGUUAAAGUCAAGUGCUUAGCUUGUGGACAACGCAAUGAAAGCAUGAUUGUGAAAGGUGUUGUAUGUAAGAAGAAUAUGGCUAAUCGACGUAUGGCAUCAAGGAUAGGGAAACCUCGGUUUCUAGUUCUUGGAGGAGCUCUUGAGUACCAACGUGUGACAAAUCUUCUCUCUAGUUUUGAUACUUUGCUCCAACAGGAAAUGGAUCAUUUGAAAAUGGCAGUUGCAAAGAUAGCUGCUUACCAACCUGACAUACUUCUUGUAGAGAAAACAGUGUCUCGCUUCGCCCAGGAUUUACUUCUUGAAAAGAAUAUUUCACUUGUUUUGAAUAUCAAAAGGCCCAUAUUGGAGCGUAUAGCUCGAUGCACUGGUGCUCAGAUAGUUCCUUCUAUUGAUCAUCUAUCAACUCAGAAGCUAGGGCACUGCGAGUUGUUUCAUGUGGAUAAAUUUGCCGAGCAUCAUGAGAUUGGAGGUCAAGGACCCAAGAAAACACUGAAGACUUUGAUGUUUUUCGAAGGAUGUCCUAAACCGUUGGGUUGCACGGUUUUACUUAGGGGCGGUAACAUCAACGAGCUGAAAAAAGUCAAACAUAUAGUCCAGUAUGGGAUUUUUGCGGCUUAUCACUUGGCUUUGGAAACAUCGUUUCUUGCUGAUGAAGGUGCCUCUUUACCAGAACUUCCAUUGAAAUCUCCAAUAGCCGUUGCACUACCUGAUAAGCCUUCGAGCAUUGACAGAUCCAUCUCCACUAUACCUGAUUUCACUAUCCCUACUAAGGAAAUUCAGGAAAGUAGUUCUCAAAUACCCAAUUCAUCAAAUAACUCCUCAGCAUCAAAGUCUGCUAAUAUAAUGGGAAAAUCACAGUUAUCCUCUGGAAACUGUAGCUCCAAUAUUAAAGAAUCUUCUAAUGAGUGUGUUGUGGGACCUCAAAAUACACCAUCUAUAUCUUCUUCUUGUACAUUAGGGUUAGUCUCCAAGUCCUCCCCUGAAUCUCAGGUCAUUAAAGAGAAAAGUAAAUUAAGAUUUGGAGAUUCUCAAGAGAAUGGAGGCAAUUUGAUCAAUGGAACGCAUCUAGAGAGCGACCGUGUGGCAGAGGAGCAAGUUGAAUUGACCAAUUCACCAACUUCAAGGCAAGAAGUUGAUCAAAGGCAUGAAAAAUCCAUAAAGGAAGAGAUCCAGCCGCCUUCCGAUCAUCAGAGCAUUUUGGUUUCCUCAUCCACACGAUGUGUGUGGAAGGGGACGGUCUGCGAACGUUUACAACUCUUUCGAAUUAAGUACUAUGGCAACUUUGACAAGCCUUUGGGGAGAUUUUUGCGUGAUCAUCUGUUUGAUCAGAGUUAUCGGUGCCAUUCAUGUGAAAUGCCAUCAGAAGCCCACGUUCAUUGCUACACACAUCACCAAGGCAGCCUGACAAUAUCAGUUAGGAAGCUUCCAGAUUUUCCAUUGCCAGGAGAACGAGAUGGAAAAAUCUGGAUGUGGCACAGGUGUUUACGAUGUCGUCGUAGUAAUGGAUUUCCCCCAGCAACCCGAAGGGUAGUUAUGUCCGAUGCUGCUUGGGGUUUGUCUUUUGGUAAAUUCUUGGAGCUUAGCUUUUCAAAUCAUGCUGCAGCAAGUAGGGUAGCUAGCUGCGGCCAUUCUCUUCACAGAGACUGCCUCCGAUUCUAUGGGUUUGGGAAAAUGGUCGCAUGCUUCCGUUAUGCACCUAUCAAUGUUCAUUCUGUUUAUCUUCCACCUCAUAAACUUGAUUUUAAUUAUCAGCAUCAGGAGUGGAUAGAGAAAGAAGCAAAUGAGGUUGCUGAUAGGGCAAAACUUCUUUUCAAUGAAAUACAAAAUGCUCUGUGCCAAGUUGUGGAAAAACAGACUCUCAAUGGUGGCUCAGAAGUUACAGAAUUUAGGCAGCAUGUUGUUGAACUGGAAGAAUUGCUCCGAAAGGAGAAGGCAGAAUUUGAGGAUUCAAUGCACGCAAUACUGAAAAAGGAGGAGGGGGAACCAGUCAUCGACAUUCUGGAGGUUAAUAAGUUAAGGAGGCAGUUAUUCUUCCAUUCAUAUUUAUGGGAUCAACGAUUAAUAUUCUCCGCCAGAAUUAACAAUAGUCUUCAGGAUACGCUGAGUAAUUUUCCUCACAGAGAUAAGGACAAAAUGGGGAAUGCCGAGAAACUAGUAGAGACAAAUAUUGCAAGAGAAACACAAAAUUGUCUUAAUGGUGAUGAUGUUAUUUUUGAGAGUAAGAAAACUGAGGAUAAUAAUGAUAAUAAUCAUCGUGAUGUAAUUUGGUCGAAAGUGACAGAAUUCGAUUCUUUACAAGGAAUAGAAAGGAAAAAUAGCCUCGCUACUAGUGUUAGUGUGGGCGAGCAAUCAGUUCCUUUAGUAUCUGUUCUCCCAGCUCGGCGAACCCUCUCAGAUGGGAACUUUCCAAUUAUGGCAAAUUUAUCCGAUGCCUUCGAUGCGAAAUGGACAGGUGAAAGUAACAUAACUCUGGCCGAUGCGAUUAUUUUGGAUUCUUCGUUGUCUGGAGAUGCUGCAGCUGCUGGGAAAUCACUUUCAGAGAAUUUAGAAGAACAAAGUGGUACUGAAUUGACUCAGUCGUUCACCUCUGUUUUGCUUUCCAAGCUGGGAGACAGUGCAGAGGACUUCUCUAGUUGGAUUGGGAUGCCAUUUUUUCAUUUUAAUCGUUUGUUGAACAAGAAUUUGGGUACUCUCAGGUUUAAUGCUCUCAGUAAAUACACUCCUGUGUAUUUUUCCUUUUUCCAGGAGUUAGAACACAAAAAUGGGCCAAGAUUUCUUCUUCCUGUAGGAGUCAAUGAUACCAUUAUUGCAAUCUAUGAUGAUGAGCCAAGUAGUAUAAUUUCUUAUGCGCUGUCCUCUCAUGAAUACCAUAUUCAAUUAUCGGAUGAGAGGGAUAGAAUGAAAGACGGGGCCGAUGCUUUAUUAUCUGUGGCAAGUAAUGAUUUGGGGAAUUUUCUUCAAUCACAAUCAGUUGACGAGCUCUCUGAAUCUUCCAGAAGUUUCGGGACCAUAGAGGGCUCUGUAGGAUCGGACCUACUAGGAUACACAAAAGCAAUGCAUGUUCGGGUUUCUUUUAUGGACGAAGGAAUUCACGGGAAGGUAAAGCAUAGUGUGACUUGUUACUACGCGAAGCACUUUGACAAUUUGAGGAGGACUUGUUGUCCAUCUGAGGUUGAUUUUAUUAGGUCUCUCAGUCGUUGCAAGAAAUGGGGAGCUCAGGGUGGGAAGAGCAAUGUGUUCUUUGCGAAAUCUUUGGAUGAUAGGUUUAUCAUAAAGCAGGUCACAAAAACGGAAUUAGAAUCUUUUAUUAAGUUUGGUCCUGAGUAUUUUAAGUACCUCUCCGAGUCGAUUGGUACGGGGAGUCCUACAUGCUUGGCAAAGAUUGUCGGAAUAUAUCAGGUAACGUCCAAAAACAUGAAAGGUGGGAAAGAAUCGAGAAUGGACGUUCUGGUUAUGGAAAACCUUUUGUUUGGGCGGCACGUGACGAGGCUCUACGACUUAAAGGGCUCUUCGAGGUCACGAUAUAAUCCCGACUCAAGCGGUAACAACAAAGUCCUUCUCGAUCAGAACUUGAUAGAAUCAAUGCCUACUUCCCCGAUCUUUGUAGGGAACAAGGCAAAACGGCUUCUGGAGAGAGCUGUUUGGAACGACACAGCAUUCCUUGCAUCGGUCGACGUAAUGGAUUACUCUCUACUGGUUGGAGUCGACGAUGAGAAGCACGAACUUGUGUUAGGAAUCAUCGAUUUUAUGAGACAAUAUACAUGGGACAAGCAUCUCGAAACAUGGGUCAAAGCUUCUGGUAUUUUAGGAGGCCCCAAAAAUGUCUCCCCAACUGUAAUUUCUCCAAAACAGUACAAAAAACGGUUCAGAAAAGCCAUGUCGGCAUAUUUUCUCGUGGUCCCGGAUCAGUGGUCGCCUCCGUCAAUCUUACCUAGCAAAUCAGAGACUAAAAGUGACCGAGAUAAUGAGGAGGACACUGCCAUAACAUCGUAAGAUGCUUCUGUAAAUUUUUGAUAUUUAUGGAAAGGCCCACAUUUUAGGGGCUUUCUUCAUAUAGCUCUUUUUUUCCUCUUCAAUUUCUCUUUCAUUCUUUCAAUUUUGUUUCAUAGCCCUAUCUUUCCAUUCUUUUUGCCCUCCUUUAUAUGUAUCUCAAUUUUGAAGGUUGAGAAAUCCUAUUUAUGUAUGUUUAAAGCAUAAGAAUAGUGUUAACUAAAUGCCAUACAUACACAUGGAAAUUUAUAUCAUGAAUAAAGUGUAGUAAUUAUGUGGUAUGAACUUCAAAUAAUCAAAA